CAUUACCAAGCCCUAAUAUUCCAAACCCUAAUUCCAAUUUCACCAUUCCUUCAGCCGAAUCACCAACUCGAACGCGUGCUAUAAAAGCAGAGCAGUGGAGUUCAGAAAUUUCAUUCACCACUUAGGGGGUAUGGACCUCAAAGAAGCUGUUAAGGACAAAAUCCCAUGGGAUGGAAAUCUCUCUUUAAAUGAAUUUUCCCUUUCUGCUUCUACAUUUUCUGAUAAGUGGAAAAUGUUCAAUCAUUCAUUUCCUCCAUGGCUGUGGAACCCUUGUCCAAAACACCAUUUGAAUUCUUCUCAUAAGGUGGAAGGAUACUUAUCACUUGAGAAUGUGUGUCUUGUCAAGUCAUGCGAGGAAGAAAAGAACCACAGAAGUCUGUCAUGGAAAGAAGAGAGCAACAUCUCACAGGCAGAAGAGCCCUUUGAUCAUGCAACUUUAGUUUGUCCAGAGUUUGAAGCAAACCACUAUGAUUUUCACAUUGUCUACAGUCCAUCAUAUAGAGUUCCGGUGUUGUAUUUCCGUUCAUACUAUAGUGAUGGACAGCCUUUGCCGCUCAGUGAAAUCGAAAAGGAUCUUCCUGGUCAUUCUGCAGAGUUGCUACUAGAAUCAAAAUGGACAUUUAUAACUCAAGAGGAACAUCCAUAUUUGAAUAGACCAUGGUACAAGUUACAUCCAUGUGGGACAAGGGACUGGAUGAAACUGCUUUUAAGCGAUACAUAUACAUCUUCGAAUAAAAACUUUAUCGAACAAUAUCUGGUGUCUUGGUUUUCGGUUGUUGGUCAAGUGGUAGGCCUUAAAAUCUCUUUGGAAAUGUUGAAUAUUGAAGAAAAAAAAGUUGUUUGAAACUACAGCAUCCGACAUUUUCGAAUAGUUAUAAGAUUCACUAUUUGGCUAACAACUGGAAACUGGUAUAUACCAUAUAUUACUAAAAUGAUGUAAUUGGGAAAAAAUUUGUGGAGAAGUUUAGAUUUUUAGUAGAUGGGGAAUAUUUUCUCCUUAUUUUCUUCUUUCUUCUUCGAAAUCAUCUUUCCUACUAUGUUUUGAAUACAUGAAAUACUGUUGUCUACUACCUGUAUAGAACUAAAUGGAAUUUAA
Messenger RNA from Trifolium pratense (red clover), 1096 nucleotides. RefSeq names its product ubiquitin-like-conjugating enzyme ATG10. Gene Ontology annotation, biological process: protein lipidation; macroautophagy; protein modification by small protein conjugation. Gene Ontology annotation, molecular function: Atg12 transferase activity. The record is from RefSeq and is a predicted model, not a curated record. Gene Ontology annotation, cellular component: intracellular anatomical structure. The transcript is spliced from 7 exons. NCBI's taxonomy places the organism in Eukaryota, Viridiplantae, Streptophyta, Magnoliopsida, Fabales, Fabaceae. The coding region runs from base 131 to 844 and encodes 237 amino acids.